This is a messenger RNA of Archocentrus centrarchus (flier cichlid), 1632 nucleotides long. It is a transcript of the gene rxfp3.3a2, whose product is annotated as relaxin family peptide receptor 3.3a2. The record is from RefSeq and is a predicted model, not a curated record. The coding region runs from base 1 to 1131 and encodes 376 amino acids. Gene Ontology annotation, biological process: cell chemotaxis; positive regulation of cytosolic calcium ion concentration; calcium-mediated signaling. NCBI's taxonomy places the organism in Eukaryota, Metazoa, Chordata, Actinopteri, Cichliformes, Cichlidae. The transcript has a single exon. Gene Ontology annotation, cellular component: external side of plasma membrane; membrane. Gene Ontology annotation, molecular function: C-C chemokine binding; C-C chemokine receptor activity.
AUGAUGGAGGAAAUAUUUAACCACAGCGGAGCGCUCAACCGAAGUUCAGCGCUCGAAGAUAUCGAUGUAACCGCGGAUGGCUCCCCCAUCCUGAGGAUACUCAUAUCCGUGGUGUACUCUGUAGUUUGCGCGGUGGGUCUGGUGGGUAAUCUCCUAGUCUUUUUUCUUAUGAGAUUACGACAAGGUCGAAAGAGGUCCACUAUCAAUGUUUUCAUCAUUAACUUGGCAUUGACGGACUUCCAGUUUGUUCUCACUCUGCCCUUCUGGGCCGUGGACACCGCGCUGGACUUCAGCUGGCCGUUUGGAGACGCCAUGUGCAAAAUCGUUCUCUCGGUCACUGUGAUGAACAUGUACGCCAGCGUGUUUUUCCUCACUGCCAUGAGCGUGACCCGCUACCUGGCCGUCGCCUCGGCUCUAAAGAAAAAAGCGCACAGCAGAUCACGGUGUGUGAAGUGGGUGUGCGCGGUGCUAUGGGUGGCGGCAACAGUUGCCACUGCUCCAACAGCUAUAUUCUCCGCCGUGACUGUGGUGGCUGGAGAAAAACUCUGCCUCCUCAAGUUUCCUGAAGGACACGACUGGCUCGCCCUCUAUCACAUCCAGAAAAUAUUGAUAGCCUUCAUUAUCCCCAUGCUAAUUGUCUCUGUUAAUUACUUGAUGCUGCUGCGCUUCGUCAGGCGGAGGAGCAUGGACAGCAGCAACCCUAAACGGAGAUCUAGAGUCACCAAAUCUGUCGCUGUAGUAGUUUUGUCUUUCUUCUGCUGCUGGAUGCCAAAUCAUGCCAUCACCUUCUGGGGUGUCUUGGUCAAGUUUAACGCAGCCAACUGGGAUACGUCGUAUUACAUGGUGCACACCUAUGUGUUCCCGGUCACCGUGUGCUUGGCGCACGCAAACAGCUGCUUAAACCCGGUACUUUACUGCCUGAUGAGGCCGGAGAUCAGGAAAAUGCUGAGCGGAUUGUUUUGGAAAGCCUCCACUCCAUCCUCCACAAAAGGCUGCGCGACGCGCUCUGUUACACAGGGAGAAACCCAGGGAGCCGUGCCUCUCCAGAUUAUGGACAACGCAGAGUAUACGCUGUCCAUCAUAGACCGUAAGGGUUUAUCAGCCUCUAAAAUAAUCCCCUAUUCUCGUUAACUUUAGUCUCGUGAAAAAUAAGCCGCCACUUUUUUGUCCACCUGUAGCUGUCAUUAUUACGCACUCUCUGCUCUCGCUGCUGUCCCGGUCAGGAUGUUUUAAGGGUUUGCAUCGCAGAUUCACACAGUAUGUGCUUUUCAUCGUGAUAUAGACUGCAUGAGAAGUGCAGAGUGGCAUUUGUUUCACUGCUACACCAAAAGUACCCACACACACAGUUUUAAGGGAAAUUUUCGUUGUCGUUAUUGUUAAGAACAGCAAGACUUAACGAGAUGAGAGAAACUGGAACGGCGGAGAAAACGUCCUAGACGGAAAUCCAGCUGAGGACAUCAGGAGAUGCAGCGUUCCCAGCAAAAUGUGGGACCUUGAAAAUGACCUGAAUGAAUGCAUUUUUAUUUUAUGGUUAAAGUUGUGGUGUUUUCCAUAAUGCCCUAGCUGUUAACCGUGUCUGUAAAUAAGUAGCUUUUUCUAUCGGAGGUAGCAAGUGGUUGAUUUUUACUUUCA